This is a messenger RNA of Acanthosepion pharaonis, 1170 nucleotides long. NCBI's taxonomy places the organism in Eukaryota, Metazoa, Mollusca, Cephalopoda, Sepiida, Sepiidae. The record is from the annotation of a GenBank genome assembly.
AUGACGGGUCCGUUCACUGUGCACGAAUUUUAUCUCCGCGUUUGUGGCGUGAUCCAACUCCAUAUUUGUAGACGAUUUCACUAUCUUGUUUCUUUCUUACUUUUGCAUUUAAAAAUUUUAUCUCUUUUUGAUAUCCUCCUCGCUCUCUUUUGUGUUAUUGUCUCUCUCCCUGAACCCAUUUCUAUUUCCCACUAUCCUCCUCCACUUCUUCCUGUAAUCUCUCUCUUCAUUACCCAAAAUCCUUCAUUGAUCUUCCUAUAUCUCUCCCUCUCAAGCCUCAAAAAUUAUAAAUUUUAUAAAAUUCUUUUAUUUUCCUCGUUAAAAACUCUCUCUCUCUCUUUUGAAAUUCCAUUUUGUUUUUCUCCCCUCCUCAAUUUAUUUUCCCUGCUUUGUUCUCUCUCCUUCCUUACCUAUUCUCCCCCCUUCUUCACUCUGUAUUAUUUUUACCUAAUAAUCUUUUACUUUAAACGGUGUCUUUCUCAUUCUGUCACCUCUCCCUUUCUUUCUUUCUCUCUCUCUCUCAGUCCGUCGGCACCUUUCUCAUUUUGUCCCUCUCCUUCUCUCUCACAGUCAGUUGGCGCCUUUUUCAUUCUGUCCCUCUCCCUCUCUCUAUCUCAGUCAGUUGGCGCCUUACUCAUUCUGUCAUUCUCCCUUUCUCUCUAUCUCAGUCUGUCGACGUCUUUCUCAUUCUGUACUUCUCCCUUUCUCUCUAUCUCAUUGGCACGUUUUUCAUUCUGUCCUUCUCCCUCUCCUAUCUCAGUCGACGCCUUUCUCAUUCUGUCCCUCUCCCUUUCUAUUUCAAUCAGUUGGCGCCUUUUUCAUUGUCCUUCUCCCUCUCCCUCUAUCUCAGUCUGUCGGCGUCUUUCUCUUUCUGUCUCAGUUAGUUGGCAUCUUUCUCAUUCUGACCCUCUCUCUCUCUCUCUCUCUCAGUAUGUUGUCUUUUUCAUUCUUUUCAUCUCUCUGUUCCUCUCUCCCUCUCUCUCUCACACACACACAGUCCGUCGGCGUCUUUCUCAUUCUUUUUUUUCUCUCUCCCUCCCCCAGUCUAUUUACGUCUUUCUCACUCUGUUCAUAUCUGUCUGUAUUUACAUCAUUUUUCACGCCACAAUCAAAGUCUAUUCAUAUCUAUUCAAACGUGUUCACAUCUGUCCACCGAAAUCCGUUCAUUAA